Elgaria multicarinata webbii is the source of this 2872-nucleotide messenger RNA. RefSeq names its product mitogen-activated protein kinase kinase kinase kinase 1 (gene MAP4K1). The transcript has 32 exons. Gene Ontology annotation, molecular function: ATP binding; MAP kinase kinase kinase kinase activity. The record is from RefSeq and is a predicted model, not a curated record. Gene Ontology annotation, cellular component: cytoplasm. Bases 52 to 2571 code for a protein of 839 amino acids. Gene Ontology annotation, biological process: protein phosphorylation; intracellular signal transduction. Lineage: Eukaryota; Metazoa; Chordata; Lepidosauria; Squamata; Anguidae.
AGGCACAGGGUGUGCAACCUCCGCCUUGCGCGGGGGGAGAAAUGCUGAACAAUGGAUGCCCAAGAAAGAGCAGCUCUAGAUAUUUCCACCAGAAACCCCCAAGACGACUUUGAACUUCUGCAGAGAGUUGGCGGAGGGACCUACGGUGAAGUUUAUAAGGCAAAAAACAAGGAGACGGGGAAGCUGGCUGCUAUCAAAAUUGUAAAGAUGGAGGCAGAUGAUGACUGUGCCACUAUUCAACAAGAGAUCCUCAUGGUGAAGACCUGCAAACAUCACAACAUCGUGGCCUAUUACGGGAGCUACAUCCGGUAUAACAAGCUGUGGAUUUGCAUGGAGUUCUGUGGGGGAGGCUCUCUUCAGGACAUCUACCAAGUCACUGGACCCCUGUCAGAGCUCCAGAUUGCCUACGUGUGCCGAGAAACGUUGCAAGGUCUGUCUUAUCUUCAUAACCAAGGGAAAAUCCACAGAGACAUCAAGGGAGCCAACAUUCUCCUCAAUGACCACGGGGAAGUAAAACUGGCGGAUUUCGGAAUCUCAGCUCAACUCAGCGCUACCUUUGCCCGGAGAAUGUCUUUCAUCGGCACCCCUUACUGGAUGGCCCCAGAGGUGGCAGCGGUGGAACUCAAAGGCGGAUACAACGAACUGUGCGACGUGUGGUCAGUGGGGAUCACGGCUAUCGAGCUGGUGGAGCUUGAACCCCCCAUGUUUGACAUGCACCCGUUGCGGGUCCUGGUCCUGAUGACAAAGAGCGGCUACCAGCCCCCCAAGCUCAAGGAGAAAGCCCGAUGGUCACCGGCCUUCCACAACUUUGUCAAGGUGACAUUAACCAAGAACCCAAAGAAGCGGCCCAGUGCCUCCAAGAUGCUGACCCAUCAGCUAGUCGCCCAGUCCGGGCUCAGACGCACACUGACACUUGACCUCCUGGAGAAACUGCAUAAUCCUGACAAACAACCCAGCUGUAGAGGUGAGACAGAUGAAGAGGAACAAGAGCCACCUCCACCUCCAGUCCCCCGAAGAAUUCGCUCCAGCCAGCGGCAGGGCGUGACCUCGCCUGGAUGUGCCAGUCCUAAGGCCCAUAAUUUCGGCCUCGCUCUCAGAAACAGACGGAGCCUGGAAUCCUCAAGCUUCACGGAAAUCCCCGCAGAUUCCGCGUACGGCAUCAGCAGCGAUCUCUACAGCUCUGCAUUUAGCGGCAGGAAGGACUCAACGGACUCAGACCACGAUUAUGAUGACGUGGACAUCCCCAUCAGAUGUAGUCCAAGCAGUGACUCCUCGACUUCUGAACUCCCUCCCCCACUGCCCCCCAAGCCCAAAGUCUGGAUCCCACCCGACGAGACUGUGGUGCAGCAAGUCCACCUGCGAUGCCCUGUCAAACCCAUAUUUCGGGGGCGGUGCUCCAGCGGGCCCGUGAUGGGAGGGCCCCCUCAACAGGCAACGCCGACGGGGGCCCAGGCCUCCCACCUCACCGCCAGAUCAGUCCCUGAAUUGCGACCCGUUCCCCAGACUGACGAACCGCCGACCCUCCCACCCAAGCCAGAGAAGAAGCAGCAACCGGACAGGGCACUCUUCAAGAAGGUUUUUAACGAAUGCCCCUUACGCAUCACCUCGGCGACUGCUUGGACCCAUCCAAAUACCAACGAGCCACACUUAAUUCUGGGUGCUGAAGAAGGGAUCUUUGCCUUGAAUCGGACUGAGCUAGAGCCCACCCUAGAGCUGCUCUACCACAGCCGCACAACUUGGGUAUACUGUAUUGGGAAUGUCCUCAUGUCUCUUUCGGGCAAGUCCCCCCAGCUCUUCUCCCACAACUUGCUGGGCCUCUACGAGCAGAGCAGACGAGACCAGCGCCCCGGACUGUACAUUUCUCCCCACAGGCUAUUGCCCAGGAAAAACAUCACCACCACCAAGAUUCCAGACACCAAAGGAUGCCAGAAAUGUUGCACAGCCAGGAAUGCGCAGACUGGCUGCCACUACCUCUGUGGGGCGCUGGAGGCAGGGGUGGUGCUGCUACAGUGGUAUGAACCCAUGCAGAAAUUCAUGCUGGUCAAGUAUUUUGACUUCCCGCUGCCCUCGCCGCUCCCCGUCUUCGAGAUGCUGAUGGCCCCUGACGAGGAGUACCCGGUGGUCUGCAUCGGAGUGCACAAGGGCCCCCCAGGGCAAGCCGUGCAGUUCCAGAUCAUCAACCUCAAUUCCCUCACCUCCUGGUUCAUUGAUGAUGGCAGCGAAUCUGCGUGCUCUGCCCUGGUCCAGGUGAUCCAGCUGGAGAGCAAGACGGUGCUGGUUCUGAUGGACAAUAGGAUCCAGUUUGUCAGUCUCCAGGGCUUGCUGCUUGAGUCACACCCAGAACUCACCUUUGACGUGGCAGUAGAAUCAGUUGCGGUGGUGCGGAACUCUGUGCAUGCAUUUUGGCGCCAUGGCGUCCAGACGCGGCCCUUCGAAUCAGGACAGGUACCACAGGAGCUGCGAGAUCAGCGGUGGAUCUUCCGCUUACUGGGAGCAUCCAGCGCGGUUGUGUUAGAGACGCGGCCUGUGGACGAUCCCAACUCCGCCAGCAACCUCUACGUGCCGGAAUGACACUCGCCAGACCUUUGCCUUUACACCGCGCCGAAUCCCCGUUUCCUGAUCGAUAGGGCUGCCUCCGGUCACAGAAAGGCCGGCCUUGUAGGAGGAGACGGGGAAGCAGGGCCAGUGCUGCUCCUAAAGCUACUAAGAAAAGGACCAGUUUGGGAAAGCCGCUUCACAUUUCACAGAAAGCCCGCCACAGCGUGGGCCACACUUGACGGGCUUCUCACCGACGGGCACAAAGUCACACUUGUCUCCUGGUUUUAUGUCUUCCUUUUACAUAUGACUCCAUGUCAGUAAAGAAUGUGUUCAG